UCAGUGGAUGCGGAACUGCUUCGUGGUGUGUGGUUCGGCAGGGCUGUAGUACAGCUCCGUAGUGUAGUGACGGACACCGUUAUGGGCUUUAAGUGUUAACUCCGGUGUCACGUCGGGCGGGGAAGUUCGGAGUUCGUUUGUAACGUUACAAAAACGUCCUCAAAUUCCACAGGAUGAUGCGUUUCAUGCUGCUGUUCAGCCGGCAGGGGAAGCUGCGACUUCAGAAGUGGUACACAGCUACAGCCGAACGGGACAAGAAGAAGAUGGUCAGGGAGCUGAUGCAGAUCGUCCUCGCCCGCAAACCAAAGAUGUGCAGUUUUCUAGAGUGGAGAGACCUCAAGAUUGUCUAUAAAAGGUAUGCCAGCCUGUACUUCUGUUGUGCUGUAGAGGAGCAGGACAACGAGCUGAUCACUCUGGAGGUCAUCCACCGCUUCGUGGAGCUCCUGGAUAAAUACUUUGGCAGCGUGUGUGAGCUGGACAUCAUCUUCAACUUUGAGAAGGCCUACUUCAUUUUAGACGAGUUCCUGAUGGGAGGAGAGAUCCAGGACACGUCUAAGAAGAGCGUCCUGAAGGCCAUUGAACAAGCUGAUCUGCUGCAGGAGGAGGACGAGUCUCCCAGGAGCGUCCUGGAGGAGAUGGGUUUGGCAUAGUCUGCUGUCGAGAUCCAAGGAGGAUGGUCUGAACUGACGGUGUUGGUUCUGUUUUGGAGACUCAGUCACUGGACUCGGUUCUGUGUGUAUGUGUGUGUGUGCGCGUGUGUUUGUGUGUGAUUGUGUGCGCGUGUGCGUGCAUGCCCAUAUGUAAGUGAGUGUAUGGUUCAGGUCAUGGUGACAGGUUUUAUUUAAAUGUGAGCGUGUGGUCCAGGAUGAACCGGAUCCGGAAAAUUCUGACGGGAAGCAGGUUCUACAGCAGGCAGCUCAGAUUGACAUUCACCUCUAUUCUUGGUACUGAUCCAGAUAGAACCGGGCAGCUGGGUUGGGUUCUGAUGAUUUUCAUGGGUCUUUACUAUUGUACUGACUUUCCUACAACACAGAGAAGAACCAGACUGGCUGGUUUUGAAAGUGGACCAAUUUUCCUGAUCCAAUGGGAACCAGGUUCUGCCCCAGACUUGACACUAUGUUGUCCUGGUUCCUGAGAUAUUCUGAUGAUGUUUUCUCCUCUUCAUCAGUCUCUUCAUCAGUCCUUCCUACAGAAAGAAUAAAUCUAUUUCCUGCCCAGUUUACCUUCUCCAUCCAAAACACAGAACACCAAACAGAACCUUCACCUUCCUGGACAAAGUCCUGACACCUCCCAUCACCCCAUCAUCAUCGUGAGGGUUGGUUUGAUGUUCAGGAUGGAGCUGGAGGACUCCUUGGAUCUGAACCUGUUGAUCACAACUGUUCUGGACAAAACUGUAGUCAGUCGGGGUGUGACUGACCUUUGAACUAAUCCUCAACUCGCCUUUCAGUCAUUCAGUCCUGGUGGUUAGUUUCAGGUUCUGAUCUGCACUGUUGGAUUGAUGCUUCAUGGUUCUGAUUACAGGGGCAGCCUGACCUGUUGGGGUCACACCAGGAUUUUAAAUGAUUGUUAAACUGGACCAUCUGUUGGGCUCAGAUAAAAAGUCUAUCAUGGUUUUAAAGAACCGGGUGGUUCUGAAAGGCUCAGAAUUCCAACUGAAGCAAAAGCUCAUGAUGGAGUAAUCCUGCUGUAGUUCUGUUUGGUUCAAGAUCAGGGGUCCUCCACUCUGGUCCUCAAGGCCCACUAUCCUACAGGUCUUAGAUGUCGCCCUUCUGCAACACACCUGAUUCAAAUUAAACGGCUUUCAGACAAACUCUGCACAAGUCUGCUAAUGAGCCAUUAAUUUGAAUCAGGUGUGUUGCAGCAGGGAGACAUCUAAGACCUGCAGGAUAGUGGGCCUUGAGGACCUGAGUGGAGGACCUCUGGUCUAAACGACUGCUGGUUUGAUCUGGACAGUUUCAGAUGGGAUUGUCGCCCCCUGCGGCUCAUGUAGGGAACUUCUGCUUCAGUGGAUUAAAACUGACCUGCAACAAAGAGAAAAGUUCCUUUUACUUACUUCCUGUUUCCUGUCCAGGUUUGUUAUUUUAAUGAAUACACACAGGGAAUUAUAAACUACACAAAUAGUACAGGAAGGUGGGAAUCUAACUUAUUAAACUGUCUGAACCUUUUCAUCUAAUCUGAUCAGAAACGGUCACUAUGUUUACAUGGAGCACUUUUAAUUGAAUCAAACAUCCAAUCAAAGUAAAAAUGGGUCAUGUAAACAUGUCAGCUGAUCCGAUCGGCCUGAUUGGAAAGAUUUUUCAAUCCAAAGGGUGAUUUAAACUUUUUCACAGUUGGAUCAGCAGGAAAAAAAUGAUUCAGAUAGGUUGUUGAUAGUUUGUGGAGUAUGUUGUCUCUGCGCAUGCUUGACCCACAUGGGGGUUACGUGACAUGAGUUUCAGGAAAAAUGGCGGCAGCAAAACAGAACUGGACUGUGGUGGAUAAGUUUUUGUUAGAGACUGAAAAAGUUGAGGAUUGUUGAGCCUUUUUUCUAGUGAACUAGCAGGCACAUAUCACAAGUGUUACGAUUUUUUAAAAUGUAAAAACUACUGACUGGAUCACUUUAUCUAACAUCCAUGUAAACGUGUUUGCUGGAAUCUCUGAUCCGGUUGAUUUUACCUCUGCUGCAUAUCCCAUAAACACAUUUUCCCUCCAGAUGUGGCUCCAUUUAAAAGGGAAACAAACUGUUUUUUUGUUACAAAAGAAAUAAUGCACCACUCGCUGUUUCUGAUCAGAUUAAUUUAUGUACCUCAGAUAACUUCCUAUCAGUUAAAACUGGUUUGAUAAUACAACUGUAAAGUUUUCACUAAAAACAAUCUGCUAGCAGUUAGCCUGUUUAUGACUUGCUGUCACACAGGACGGAGACAGUUUCCACAUUGUUUAAAGAAUCAUUAAGAAUUAGAAAGGAACAGUUUGAAAUGUGUUUUUCCAGUAGUAGCUACUCCACUUGGUUUGUAGGGUUUUCCAUUAGCAUCUUUCCAGACAGGGUACAUAACCUUUUAUAAGACUUUCCUGAUCCCUGAGGGAGCUGAAGCAGCCUCUGACUGAACACACCUCACUGUGGUGUGGGCUCCAUCUGGGUGAAAUAAAGUAGUGAAGUGAGGUUUCUCAGCCUCAGGAUGCUACAGGACUACGACGGCUCCAUGAAUGUACAUAAAUAAAAAACAGGUGGAUUUAUUCCUGGUUUUGUUUUUGUUCUUUUGUCUUUCCACACCCACAUUAGUGGGGCUGAACACGAGCUGAAACGUGAUUUGUCAUGUCCUGUGCACACAGGAAGUUGUUUCAAACUGAAAUUGAGCUUUUAGACCAACUUUCUGACCUCCAGAACCAAGUAGAGCCCAUCGGACUGCAGCUCUGCGUCCUCACAUGGAGCACCGUCUCUGGAGAGCUGAGCCUGAACAUGUCGGCCUGGUUUCUGAGUUUACUUUUACCUUUAUUUUAAAGUGAAUUUUUAUCUUUAAGACUGUAAAAAUUACUAAUUUUUAAAAAAUAAUCAGCUCUGUGUUUCUUCAGUCUGACACUGAGUUGAUUAUUUUUUUGUCUCAACACACUGCAGAAGCUGAAUCAAGUAGUAGUUAAAAACAUUUUGGCUGCAGUUGAUGGAAAAUGCUUUUCAUCUCUCUGGAGGAUGUUUGAUUUCUUACCAAGAAUCCAUCGGCUCAUAUCCAACGACAAUCAUUUCCUGGAAAUGAGACUAAAACAUCUGGAAUCUGUUAGAUGUUUGGAGCAAGUGGACACAAGAUGUAGAUCUAACUGUAAAGGCUGAAGGGACUCUUGGUGUUUGAAUGUAAUUUUUCACAGUGACAAGAAAUAAAACCUCUUUAAUUGAA
Molecule: messenger RNA, 3866 nt
Organism: Melanotaenia boesemani (Boeseman's rainbowfish)
Lineage: Eukaryota; Metazoa; Chordata; Actinopteri; Atheriniformes; Melanotaeniidae
Gene: ap1s1
Product: adaptor related protein complex 1 subunit sigma 1
Exons: 5
Coding region: 174-650 (158 amino acids)
Biological process (GO): intracellular protein transport; vesicle-mediated transport
Cellular component (GO): intracellular membrane-bounded organelle; membrane coat; AP-1 adaptor complex
Molecular function (GO): clathrin-cargo adaptor activity
Source: RefSeq, a predicted model, not a curated record